This is a messenger RNA of Solanum verrucosum, 729 nucleotides long. RefSeq lists its product as uncharacterized. NCBI's taxonomy places the organism in Eukaryota, Viridiplantae, Streptophyta, Magnoliopsida, Solanales, Solanaceae. The transcript has a single exon. The record is from RefSeq and is a predicted model, not a curated record. The coding region runs from base 1 to 729 and encodes 242 amino acids.
AUGGGAAGACUAAACGGGGGUACAAAUGCGGGUAAACAACACUUCAGCCAUGACCACAUCUUGAAACUAAUUGCCAAUCCAACUGAAACUCUCACUUGCAAUGCUUGUGAGAAACCAAACAAUACUAACAAGCCUUUCUACGGCUGCAACACCUGCCAAUAUUUUCUCCAUGAAAACUGCUUUAAUGCUCCGCGUUUUCUCAAUCACUCGUCUCAUCCUUCCCACCUCUUGACCCUUCACCAUCCGCCUUACGCGGGUGGUUACUAUAUUUGCAACGCUUGUGGGUCUGAUGGAAAUGGAUUUUGCUAUAACUGUGCUGCUUGUGAUUUUGAUAUUCACUUGCAAUGUGCAUCCUGUCCUAGCUCCAUACUUGUUGAUAAACACCCGCAUCAAUUGGAGCUCCACUUUGGUUCUCCUGAUGAAGACAAGGAUAGUGAAUAUGUUUGCGACAUCUGCUUUGUAACGAUGAACAAUGACAAUUGGUUGUACUAUUGCGCUGGCUGUGAUUUCGCGUCACACUUGCACUGUGCUAUAACUAGUCCUGAAGUCGGUGUUUUCCCCAAACAGCACCAUCCAAAUCCAAAUCCAAAUUCAAGUCGGAAUUCCAAUGUGAAUGAAGUGGUGGAUAUGAUAAAUUCAGUGAAUGAUGAUCAUGACAGGCUCAUAGCAGCGCAAAUUGCAGCUCAGAUUGACGCACGAUCAAGACGCGCUAUGCUGGACUUAGUCUAG